This is a messenger RNA of Seminavis robusta, 1292 nucleotides long. NCBI's taxonomy places the organism in Eukaryota, Bacillariophyta, Bacillariophyceae, Naviculales, Naviculaceae. The record is from the annotation of a GenBank genome assembly.
CGUAAAAGAGGGGCACAUCCACGCAAACAACUCCUAUCGUGCAGCUGCGGUACUAGUAACUAGAGCUACCGUACCAGGUAGAGGCUGGAAGCAUGUAUUGCUCGUCUCCAUAUCGGUACUGGCUAGCUAGCUGGGAGCUACCGGUAUCAUGGUAUCUAGCUACCGGUAGCCAGUAGACACAUAGCAGGAAGUAGGUGAUCAAGCCAAGCCGAGAAACGGAACUUUUAAAAUCAAUGAACGACGGAAGACAACCUUGAAACUUUGGCAUAGAUGCAAGCAAAAGCGCGCAGCGCAGCCCACAGGCAAGAGCCCAACGCCUCCACAACGCAAACACAAUGCAUCUAUUUUUAGCGGAAGCUCUGAUUUCCACUCACGAAUCCAAAUUUUUGGUGAGCCAGGGAAGCUCGAGUUCUUGCCAGUACCGUUUCAUUUAUCAAACUGGCGGCAUAUCUUUGAGGCUUUCUUGUUAGAGAGCGACUGCUGGACUGUCCAUCAUAUUUCUUGUCAAAGCUUCGCUGCGAUUAAUCUUUUCGACACACAACUUUUAGAAGCAAAGGUAAGAAAGACAAGAAUGGUGGCAAUCAACAAAAUUAUUGGAACCUGCUGCGGCACGAACGAGCUUGUCAGCACGUUGAUGAGCCAUUUGCCGUUUGGCAAGAACAAUGACGAAGAGCAGGCAGAAGAAGUCAAGCCGAAUCCGCAACAAAAACCUCAAAACAAGCCCAACAAGAAGAAGAAGGGCAAAUUCACGGAUAAGGAAAUGAAAUACGAGCUCACGAUGUGGAAGGAUCUCCCCCUCAAGGUCCGCAAGGCCGCAAAGGAGCUGGGAUACGAGCAAGAGUCCUGGGACAGCUCGAGUCUUCUUCCUAUUGGACACAAGCAUUGGCACGCCCUGACCGAGGACGAACGCAAGGCUGUUGAGGCCUUAGGCUGGGAGAAGGAAGCCUGGGAAAAACAAUACCAAGAAACAGCCUAUGGAGAUCUCCCAGAACUCCAGAAGAAGGCUGCUGCCGCCGUAGGAAUCACCGACGACCACACAUGGCAUCAUUGGCCUCACGAUUUGGAGCACAGUCACUGGGACGACUUGAAGGACGAGCAAAAGCAAGCCAUGGCAGUUUUCGGGUGGACCAAGAGCGAGUGGGAUCAUUGAAAGGUACGGAACGAAAAGCAGCCAGAAAACGAAUGCCAUCCUAUGUAAAUGCUUUUUCGUCUUUGCAACGGUACCUGGUAGCAGUAGAUACUCCAUUGACAUUACUAGUAAGGAAAAAACAAAUUCAAUUCAUGACCACCGU